AAAUAUCCCGUUUUUAGGGCUUUAUUCAGAUAAGAAAUCAGUGGAAGUCAAAAAAGAAUUUAAUGUUACGAGUUUCUUCUCUCUAGAUUCAUUUUUUUUCUCUCUCUCUCUCACCAUCACACAUAACACAGAAGAAUCCAUGGCUGCUUCUUCAUCCUCUAAUGCUUCCUUCUUUGGAGUUCGAGAAGAAGAUCAAACUCACCUUCUUCCUCCGAAUCCCUCCGCGGCCGUCGCUCCUCCUCCUCCUCACCACCAGCCACUGCAGUCUCAGCAACCUCUUGAAGCUCCACCGCAGAAAAAGAAGAGAAAUCAACCAAGAACUCCAAAUUCCGAUGCAGAAGUGAUCGCUUUAUCUCCAAAGACACUAAUGGCUACAAAUAGAUUCAUAUGCGAAGUAUGCAACAAAGGUUUUCAGAGAGAACAGAAUCUACAACUUCAUCGAAGAGGACACAAUCUCCCAUGGAAACUUAAGCAGAAGUCGACCAAAGAAGUGAAGAGGAAAGUGUAUCUUUGUCCGGAGCCCACGUGCGUCCACCAUGAUCCGUCACGUGCUCUCGGAGACCUCACCGGAAUCAAGAAACAUUAUUACCGUAAACACGGUGAAAAGAAGUGGAAAUGCGAGAAAUGUUCUAAGCGUUACGCUGUUCAAUCGGAUUGGAAAGCUCACUCCAAGACUUGUGGUACCAAAGAGUAUCGUUGCGACUGUGGUACACUCUUCUCCCGGCGAGAUAGUUUCAUUACACAUAGAGCCUUCUGUGACGCGUUGGCUCAAGAGAGUGCGAGACACCCAACUUCUUUGACUUCUUUACCAAGUCAUCACUUCCCGUACGGACAAAACACCAACUCCAACAACAACAGUUCAAGCAUGAUGCUUGGUUUGUCCCACACGGGGGCCCCACAGCAUCUUGAUUAUCACUCUGGCGACGUUCUCCGACUUGGAAGCGGCGAAGGAGUAGGUGGAGGAGCCGCCUCACGCUCUUCAUCUGAUCUCAUUGCUGCAAAUGUUUCAGGUUACUUCAUGCAAGACCAAAACCCUAGCUUUCAUGAUCAACAACAAGGAUUUUUGGCUGCAAGCAAUAACAUCAAGCCAUCACCAAUGAAUUUUCAACAGAGUCUGAUGCAGUUCUCGCAUGAUAGCCAUAACUCUCCUUCCUCCAAUCUCUUCAAUCUCAGUUUCCUCUCUGGAAACAACGGAGCUGCUUCUGCUACAAGCAACCAGAAUGCUGCUGCUGUUUCUUCCGGUAAUCUUAUGAUCUCGAACCAUUUUGAUGGCGAAAAUGCUAUUGGAGGCGGAGGAGGAGGGGAAGGAAGCACGGGUCUCUUUCCUAACAAUCUGAUUAGCUCGGCGGACAGAACAAGCUCAGGAGCAGUGCCUUCACUCUUUAGCUCAUCAAUGCAAAAUCCCAUAUCAACACCUCAAAUGUCAGCCACUGCUCUUCUUCAAAAAGCUGCUCAAAUGGGUUCAACCUCAAGCAGCAGCAACAACAACAACAACAACGGAAGCAGCAACAAUAAUAAUAACAAUGCCUCAUCCAUUCUAAGAAACUUUGGGAGUGGAAUGUACGGAGAAAACGAGAGUAAUCUCUAUGAUUUGAUGAACUCUUUCUCUAACCCCGAUCCAACGGGAAACAACGUUAAUGGAGUACAUUCUCCGUUUGGUUCGUACGGAGGAGUGAACAAGGGAUUAAACGCUGAUAAACAAAGCAUGACUAGAGACUUUCUUGGAGUUGGACAGAUCGUAAGAAGCAUGAGUGGAAGCGGAGGGGUUCAACAACAGCAACAACAACAUGGGAAUAGUAGAGAAAGAGUUGGCUCUUCGUCGGAUUCUGUCGAUAGAAACAGCACGACUUUGAAUCCUGGUGGUGGUCCGGCAACUUCACCACCGUAUGGAAUCCAUCAUGCUAGUUUCUAGCUAAGAGAAUUUUUUUAAAAAGGUUUCUGGUUCAUCAACAUAGAUGCUAUCUUUUUCAGGUACGCAUGUCGUCAUCAAAAUCCGCAAUUAUAAUUUUGUUGCGAGUCUCUUGAUACUUAAGUUUAUCAGCAAAAAAUAGUUGCAAUUUAUCUAAACUCAGCUCCUUUUUCUCUCUUGUGAAAGAUUUUGCGUUUAUAGUUUAUAUAAAUGGAUUCAUGACUCUUAAAAAGAAUUGCAGCUGAGUUUAUGCCUUUAUGGUUUGAGAAUGUAUAAUUUUAUUGUUUUGUUUUAAAUGGUUCGUAGAGUUCUUCAUAUUUGAUAUAUAUAUUUUUGGCUUAUGAAAUGUUAUAUACAAAAAUUAUUAUUGUUUCUCAUGGCUUAAAGUUUCAGAUAAAUGAGUAAUUUGUUUAUUUUGAACUCAAUUUCGAGUCUUUGUUCUCUAUAUAGAUAUGUAUUAGUGUCACAUCUAAAACGAACACUAUACUAACGAGUUUAAGCUAUAAAGAAUUUGGGUGUGAAUAAUUGUUUAUUUAUUUAUUUUUGUUAAAAAGCAGUUUUGGUAUUUGUUUUUGGCUGUACUAUUUAUCGUCUUAUCAUUGCAUGGUGCAGUCAAUGAGUUGGAGGGUGCAAGCAGCUUUUGCUACGUUUCUUUGUCUUUUUGUUUUUAUUUUCUUAUAUUUGCCGUUUUAUUCUUUUAUUUCUUUUCAUUUGUCAUCCUCACUAGCUGGCAAUGUCACGAGUGUUUGUCCUGUGAUCCCCCUUUCUAAAUAUUUCGAUACAUGUAUACAUACAUGUCACAUGUGCAUAUAACAUAUAAAAUAUAAAUAUGCAUUUGUAUAAUUUUGUACGUAAUAUGUUCCUACCA
This is a messenger RNA of Brassica napus (rape), 2777 nucleotides long. RefSeq names its product protein indeterminate-domain 5, chloroplastic. The record is from RefSeq and is a predicted model, not a curated record. Gene Ontology annotation, cellular component: nucleus. Bases 140 to 1912 code for a protein of 590 amino acids. Lineage: Eukaryota; Viridiplantae; Streptophyta; Magnoliopsida; Brassicales; Brassicaceae. Gene Ontology annotation, molecular function: DNA-binding transcription factor activity. The transcript has 3 exons.